Messenger RNA from Cucurbita maxima (winter squash), 1540 nucleotides. Its product is annotated as chaperone protein dnaJ 50-like. The record is from RefSeq and is a predicted model, not a curated record. The transcript has 10 exons. Gene Ontology annotation, cellular component: endoplasmic reticulum membrane. Lineage: Eukaryota; Viridiplantae; Streptophyta; Magnoliopsida; Cucurbitales; Cucurbitaceae. Gene Ontology annotation, biological process: protein folding. The coding region runs from base 256 to 1158 and encodes 300 amino acids.
GGUUCAAAACGAUGGGUUCCAAUCCAACGGACCUCCCGUUGCGAUGAGCAAAUUUGCGCCAGCCUUUGUCCCUCGAUCUGAAAUUUAAUGCUUGAAUCAUCUUCUAUCACAGAUCAGUUGACAUUUCUUUUCUGUAACAGGAAGCUCAUUCUGUAAUUUUCAACGGAAACUCGACAAUUUCAAUUGCGCCAAAUCCCUAGCUCGAAUUCGGAGCGGAAUUGCAAUCGAAACUUGCAGCUUAGACGGCUGGAGAUUAUGGCGCCACCGGCAACGACACGGUGGCGCGCAAUCGUAUCAAUUAUGGUGAUAUUGCUGUUGAUCUCACCGUCGAUGGCCAUCUACUGCGACGAAGACGAUUGUUACGAUCUCCUCGGAGUAUCGCAGAGUGCUACCCAAUCGGAGAUCAAGAAAGCUUACUACAAACUGUCAUUGAAACACCAUCCAGAUAAGAACCCGGAUCCGGAAUCGAAGAAGCAAUUUGUUAAGAUUGCUAAUGCUUACGAGAUUUUGAAAGAUGAAUCGACGAGAGAGCAAUAUGAUUAUGCAAUCGCUCAUCCGGAAGAGGUAUUUUACAACACAGCUCGGUACUAUCAUGCGUAUUAUGGUCAUAAGACGGAUGCCCGUGCUGUGCUGGUUGGCCUUCUCCUGAUUUUAUCUGGAUUUCAGUAUUUGAAUCAGUGGACAAGAUAUCAUCAGGCUAUUGACAUGGUCAAGAAAACCCCUGCUUACAAAAAUAAAUUACGGGCUCUUGAACUUGAACGAAGUGGAGGAGCAACAAACAAGAAGAAAGGUCACAAGCAGUUGGAUAAAAAAGUGGAUGAAGAUCUUGGCAAAGAACUGGAAUUGCAAAUAAAAGGAGCAGAGAAACCAUCUAUAUGGGAAAUACUUGCGAUUCGUUUCAUUCUUCUACCUUACACCAUUGGCAAGUUAUCAUUGUGGACUGGUUGUUGGUUUUGGAGAUACAAGGUUAAAAAAAUACCUUACUCUUGGGAAGAUGCGGCUUACCUGACGCAAAGAUCACUUAGAAUCCCUAUUGAUGCCUGGAAAAACAGCGAUGAAUCAACAAAAGAAGACCUCAUCCGGCGAUGUUUAUGGAAGAAAUCCAACUUGGAGAGCUACAUGUCGGAAAUUCGAAAAGAAUCGAAACGCCGGAGAUAGGUCCUAUAAGGAUUGCCCCACAACCCUGCAACAUUUUUUGGUAAAACUCAAUUCAACCAAAAGAGUUCAUUCACCUUGUUUUACCAUGCAUGCUAGCCAAUUAGUUAGAUUUUACAGCAAACCAUACCAUAGCGAUCAAAUUACUGCCUUAUAAGCUGAUGAGACUAUUUAAUACCAGUUGAGCCUCCUCACUGUGAUUGUCUGAAAAAUACAAAAUUUUGGAUUGACCCCUGCGCAAAUACUUUCUUUUAAAUAUGGAUCAAUCGUAUGUCUCUGGAUAUCAACCAGGAACCACCUUUUGUUUUAAAGUUACUACUCUGCAUUGAAAGUUCUGUAUGCAUUUUCUUAUUUUAUGGGCUGAACAUCCACGGCUGAUAAUUUA